This is a messenger RNA of Plasmopara halstedii, 216 nucleotides long. RefSeq lists its product as uncharacterized. The record is from RefSeq and is a predicted model, not a curated record. NCBI's taxonomy places the organism in Eukaryota, Oomycota, Peronosporomycetes, Peronosporales, Peronosporaceae. The transcript has 2 exons. The coding region runs from base 1 to 216 and encodes 71 amino acids.
AUGAACCACUUGCCAGGCACGUGUUCCGAAGCAAGUGUGGAGCGUUGUCCCCGCAACACCCCGAAAGUUGUGUUGUCAUACGAAACGCCUAGCUACAUCAGCAGUGACUUCAAGAUAGUGACUGAUACCUCUUCACUACUUGUUAUGCGCAAUGGAUUUACACUAGAUGCCUUUAAAAGCUUUCGGACAAAAACAGAAACCACCACACGGUACUAA